AGCAAGCUGUGAAAGUCAGCCGUCCAGGAGGAGGAAGGGACACUAACAUUGUUUAUGAAGUACAGCGUCUCAGUCCAACUACUCACCAACAGUCGAGCAAUGUUUUAGGAGCACAGUUUAGUUGCUCUUUAGAGCCGCUGGCCAGCUGAAGCUUGCGGCUAGCUCAUUAACGUUAGCUGGUGGUUGUUGGGGGGGAAAAGAAGCGCAAGCGGAGGCAAGAAAAAUGGAGCUGGACGACGUAGUCCUGUAUCAGGACGACUCCGGCAACUCUGCCAUGAUGUCCGAGCGGGUCUCAGGUUUGGCUAGUUCCAUAUACCGAGAGUUCGAGCGUCUCAUCGAGAAAUACGACGAGGACGUAGUGAAAGACCUGAUGCCGCUGGUCGUCGCCGUGCUGGAGAACUUGGACUCGGUGUUCGCUGUCAACCAGGAGCACGAAGUGGAGCUGGAACUGCUGAAGGAGGACAACGAGCAGCUGAUCACCCAGUACGAGAGAGAGAAAGCGCUGAGGAAACACACUGAAGAGAGGUACAUCGUCUUCGAAGACUCCCAGGAGGGCGAGAAGAAGGAUCUCCAGGGUCGGCUGGUGAUACUGGAGUCACACACACGUCAACUGGAGCUAAAAACGAAAAACUAUGCAGAUCACAUCAGCAGAUUGGAUGAGAGAGAGGCUGAGCUCAAGAAGGAGUACGCCACUCUUCAUCAGAGACACACUGAGAUGAUCCACAGCUACAUGGAACACCUGGAGAGAACUAAACACCAGCACGCACAGGCAGCAGCAGCAGAGCCUGAUACUAGCACUGUGUCAUCAGGCAGAGUGAGGAAGGAGCGUCCCAUCUCCAUGGGAAUAUUCCAGCUUCCUGGGACUGAUGGCAUGACCCCCGACCUCCAGAGGGAACCUGUAGACACCCCGUCGGAACCCUGGAGAUUCAACAACCUCAGCCACCCGCGCUCCAACACCAGCCUCAAGGAUGAACUGGCCAAUUCCAACCGCAGAGGCUCCAAGUCCGGCACCCCAUCCAACCAAGCAAGCGUCUCAAAAAGCGGAGCCGCAGCGUCUUUACAAGGCAGAUCCUCUAAAACAAACACCCCCACAUCAUCAGCAUACGACGGCAGCUCUCAGUCCAGCACGCCGCUCUCUACUCACGACGGAGGAUCCGCCGGCUCGAGUCCCAGGUCCAGUCUCGGGGGCGGCUCUGGGUCUGGGUCUGGCUCCGGCUCCGGCUCUGCCUCCGCCACACCACUGUCUGCAGCCGCUUCAGACGUCACCAUGGAAUCCACGGGCACGCCCCUGCAGGAAGAGAGAGGCUCAGACGGGCUCAACAAGAACCUGAACUGGAGCAGCGGGAAGCCGGACAGCAGUAAGAACAUCUCAGCAGUGCAGGAUGGACAGCAGGGUCAGAGAAGACACGAAGGUGUGCGAGGACACGAGGGUGAGCAAGGACGCGAGGGUCAGCAAGGACGCGAGGGUCAGCAAGGACACAAGGGUCAGCAAGGACACAAGGGUCAGCAAGGACACGAGGGUCAGGACUCUGUCACUACUCCUGCUGGUGGUGAUGUGUCAGACGACCUGGAGAAGUCUGAGGUUCAGGCCAUCAUAGAGUCCACACCUGAACUGGACAUGGACCUCGACGGCUGCAAAGGAACAAGCACACCUAAUAAAGGCGGCAUAGAGAAUCUAGCAUUUGACCGUAACACCGAAUCUCUGUUUGAGGAGCUGUCGUCUGCAGGGAACGACCUCAUAGGAGACGUAGACGAUGGAGCAGACCUGCUGGGUAUGGGUCGUGAAGUUGAACAUCUUAUCCAAGAGAAUACACAGCUGCUGGAGACCAAAAAUGCUCUGAACGUGGUGAAGAACGACCUGAUCGCACGCUUGGACGAGGUGUCCUGCGAGAAGGAAGUCCUGAGAGGAGAGCUGGACGCCGUCACUCAGGCCAAGACCAAACUUGAGGAGAAGAACAAAGAGUUAGAAGAGGAACUCAAGAAGAUUCGAGCAGAGCUUGACGACGGCAAACAGAAGGCGAAGACCGAGAACGAGGACGAUCAAAGCGACGUUCCCACCGCUCAGAGGAAGCGCUUCACCCGAGUGGAGAUGGCCAGAGUCCUGAUGGAGAGGAACCAGUACAAAGAGAGGCUGAUGGAGCUGCAGGAGGCCGUCAGAUGGACAGAGAUGAUCCGGGCGUCAAAGGAGAACCCAGCUCUUCCAGAGAAGAAGAAAUCCAGCCUCUGGCAGUUUUUCAGCCGUUUGUUCAGCUCGUCGGGCGGGGCAGCCAAGAAGCCGGCGGUGGAGGCCCCCGUCAACGUCAAGUACAACGCGCCCACCUCUCAGAUCCAGCCGUCCGUCAAGAAGAGGAGCAGCGCCCUGCAGCAGCUGCCCAGCGACAAGAGCAAAGCCUUCGAUUUCCUCAACGAGGAAGUGGCGGCUGAUAACGUUGUGUCCAGGCGAGAACAGAAGAGGGCUCAGUACCAGCAGGUCAAAGCUCACGUCCAGAAGGAGGACGGCAGAGUGCAGGCUUACGGCUGGAGUCUGCCCAAGAAGUACAAAGCUAACGGCGGUCAGUCAGACGGUAAGAUGAAGAAUCUACCUGUCCCCGUCUUCCUCAGACCGCUGGAUGAGAAAGAUGCUUCUAUGAAGCUGUGGUGUGCAGCCGGUGUAAACCUGUCCGGAGGUAAAACCAGAGACGGAGGUUCCAUCGUAGGAGCCAGCGUGUUCUACAGCGACGUGACAGGACCAGAGAGCCCCAAAAAGAAAAUUGGAUCUCAGAACAGCCUGGAUCAACUGGAUCAAGAACUGGAGGAGCAGCAGAAGGAGCUGAGGCAUCAGGAGGAGAUGUCAUCACUGGUGUGGAUCUGCACCAGCACACAGUCCACCACUAAAGCUGUGGUCAUAGACGCAAACCAGCCUGGAAACAUCCUGGAGGGCUUCUUUGUCUGUAACUCCCACGUCCUCUGCAUGGCCAGUGUGCCAGGAGCCAGAGAGACAGACUACCCAGCUGGCGAAGAAGUGUCUCUGAACGCCGAGGCUGGACCCGUGGGAGAAGGCAGCUCGUCAGCCGCCAGCAGCAGCCCGACAGGCGGCGACAGCGUGCUGGGAGGCAUCACCGUGGUGGGCUGCACGGCCGAAGGAGCGGCAGCCAUUCCUCAGACGGCAGACAGUCCAGGAAACACGGACGGAGAAGCAGAAUCCAGAUCAGCAGAGGAGGCCACAGAGGCGACGGAGGCCAGCGCGGAGCUCGCCGACCAGAGAGAGAGCCUGAGGGGAGUCUACACCGAGCACGUCUUCACUGAUCCGCUGGGAGCUCAGCACACGGCCGAGACUCCCGCCGGCUACUCUCAGAGGGAGAGCGAUCUGGUGAAGGACGGCGUGAGUUCAAACCCCGAUGCCGAGGAGCAGGACCUGAUGAGAGAGGAGGCUCAGAAGAUGAGCAGCGUUCUGCCCACCAUGUGGCUGGGAGCACAGAACGGAUAUGUGUACGUCCACUCAUCUGUGGCUCAGUGGAAGAAGUGUCUCCAUUCUAUAAAGCUGAAGGACUCGGUGCUCGGUAUAGUUCACGUGAAAGGGCGAGUGCUGGUCGGCCUGUCUGACGGCACGUUAGCCAUUUUCCACCGAGGAGCAGAUGGACAGUGGGAUCUGACCAACUACCACCUGCUGGAUUUGGGGAGACCUCACCACUCCAUCCGCUGCAUGACAGUGGUGCACGACAAGGUGUGGUGCGGCUACAGGAACAAGAUCUACGUGGUGCAGCCCAAAGCCAUGAAGAUAGAGAAGUCAUUCGACGCCCACCCUCGUAAAGACAGCCAGGUGCGUCAGCUGGCCUGGGACGGUGACGGCAUCUGGGUGUCCAUCAGGCUGGACUCCACUCUGAGGCUGUUCCACGCUCACACCUUCCAGCACCUCCAGGACGUGGACAUCGAGCCCUACGUCAGCAAGAUGCUGGGUACGGGCAAACUGGGCUUCUCAUUCGUACGCAUCACGGCUCUCAUGGUGUCGUGUAAUCGUCUGUGGAUCGGCACCGGCAACGGAGUUAUCAUCUCCAUCCCUCUGACAGAUUCAGCCAACAAGGUACCCAAAGCUGCAGGUAACCAACCAGGAAGUGUCGUCAGUGUCUACGGAGACGACAGUGGCGACAAAGUGACAGCCGGGACGUUUGUUCCAUACUGCUCCAUGGCUCACGCUCAGCUCUGUUUCCAUGGACACAGGGAUGCUGUCAAAUUCUUCACUGCUGUCCCAGGUCACUCAGUUCCAUCAUCGACGGGCGCAGGAGACGCAGCAGGUGAGAAGUCAGCAGACGCCACAUCUCAGGAAGGAACCAAGUCCAUGCUGGUGAUGAGCGGAGGAGAAGGCUACAUCGACUUCAGGAUGGGCGACGAGGACGGCGAGGCGGAGGAGGGCGAGGAACCCUCCAUGAAGCUGCAGUCCCCGCUGGCGAAAGCAGAGCGCAGCCACCUCAUUGUCUGGCAGAUCCUGGCCAACGACGACUGAACUCUGACCUCCGACCCCCCCCACCUCACCCCCACCCUAACGCCCCGAUCCGCCUUCCUUCUCAAACCCGUCGCCCUGCAAGAGGAAAUCAGGAGGAACGACUCCCCUCAGCAGGCGCGAGUUUAAUCAGCACUUUCUGUUUAUUUUUUUUUCUAUCUUCCUCAAAGCUGAACAAUAAGAAUGAAACAAGCCGAAGCUGCUCUCUGCAGCUCCAACACACAACUGCAUGUUCAAUGUUUUAUUACUUUUCUUUUUCCUAUUUUGUUUUCUUGUUUUUCAUGUUUAUUUUAAGGAUUUUUUUUUAAAUUCCAAUCAGUUAUAAUGCCUCUUGAUCUUCUUUUAAUAUUAUUUGACUACACAACCUUUACUUUCUGUUUUUGUUUUGUUUCAUUCACAUCUGAAUCCUGACAAUUGGAGGCUCCCUCCCAACAGUCCAGCCUCUGUCUGCUGAUGCUGGACUGACAGCAUAAAUCAAUCAUUUCAAAGACAAAUGAUUGAUUCAAUGCAAGCCAUAUCACCUGUGUGUGUUACCCUGUUUCCCUGAAAUAGCAUAACAUUUGGGCAAUAAUGCAAAAAGGAGCCGAUCCAGAUCCGAAGAGGUUUGUGAUGACAGAUCCUGUUUCAUGUUGAUUUUUUUAUUUUUUUCAUCCUUUGAAGAGAACUUGGCUUUUGAUUGUAUGCAAGACAAUUUGAAUCGAUGGCCAGCUGUUUCUUGGAUCAAGGUAAAUGCAAUACAGCUGAUUCACCUAUCAAGUGUGUUUGAGCACAGACUCUCAUGUGUUACAGUUACAUUCAGUUCAGAGCUGAGCAUUCACUUAAAAACUAUUACCAGUGUGUUGAAGGUAUUUUCAGAAUCCUUAAAGACUCUUCUGACUAGCUGGAUGAAAAAAUAGUCUAAUCUUUAACCCGUUUAUCAAGUAGUUAGUCAAAAAUGAUGCAUCAUCAUCUUUCAGAAUCUGUACAAUCUGACCUAUACUGUAUAAUUAGUUAUAUUGUUAGAGAUUAAUGUUUCUUUCCAAUAUUUAUUAUUUUUAUACAAAAACACAUUAAUGAAUUAGUGAUUUCUGGCUACAGUUCCAAUUUGAAAAACUUUUUUUUGUUUAUUUCACAGGAUAUUUUGUCAUUUAGAUGGUGAUAAAAGUCUUUGAGGAUUCUGUAAAGACCUUCAGAGCAGCAAAAUAUGACGAGUCAUUAUUUUUCAGAAACCGUGCUGCUCAGCACUUUGACUGCAAUGUAAAAGUUAAAACAUGAGAUACAAACUGAGGCUGUAAUAAAGGUAGAAGCUACCUUUUUUAUACCUCAGUGACACUUCCACUGACAAAGCCCUUAAUUAUGAAAGCAGAAUGUUCCCGCCACUACAUCCUGUAAAUCCUUUAAGUUUGGUUGCAAUGCUGACACAUUCACAGACCAUACAUUUUAAUCCAAUAAUCGUCGUGUCUCAGCCUCCACCAGCUCCAGCUAGUAGACACAUCCCGAAAAAAAAUCUUGAAAUGAACAUUGAUAGCUGCCUUAUAGGAAUCACGGUUUGAAAGGUUGAAAGGCUUUUCAAGUGUGACAAAGUAUUUAUAUAUUUUUCUUGAAAGAAUGUUACGUUUGCUACCAAAGGUUAAAGAUUUAAAGACGGAUAGUUAGCCGCGUGCUGAAUCUGAAAUGAGCGUGUCUGAUUUUUCUUGAACGCAGCACCUUUUUCAGCAGCGCGUUUUGCCUCCGUGUAGAUAACAAGCUAGCUUUUUGUAACAGAGCUCCCGGGGUUGUAGAUAAGAUAUAUUUUUUAGACUUUUGAUGCUGAAUAUUUUGCGGGUGUGAGAGAAGAGAAUGUGCCGGAGCUGUUUUACUAUCAGAUAAUAAAAAGAAGCGGCCACGUUGACGGUUAAAUAACCCCCCCGCCACCGCCUCGUCUCCAAUCCUUUACUUUCACAUUUCGAGGUCCAAACUUUAACGUUCACGCCGCCGUCACGUGAUUCGACCUUCUCAGCAAUAUCCCCUCCUAAUUUGAUACAUCUUUAAGGAAAAAAAAAAACCCUUUUAAAUCUAUUUUUAUGACCUGUUUUGUUUUUGUUUUUUAUGUCUUGUCUUUUAAGGCAUCUAGUACACACGAUAUGUAAUGUAUGGCCUCUGUGUACCAGUAGACUGCACUGGUAUGUGUGUGUUUUUGUUGUGCUCUUUGUAUAACAGUAUCAGACGAGGCCUGUCCUCAUCAGAGAGCCGUGUGUGUGUGUCUUCUCUCCAAGAGAGGAGAGAAAUGUUAUUAUUGCAGUUUAGCCAUUUCAGUAUUUAUUUCAAUGAUUUGAGCCUUUGCAAUUCAGAAUGUAUCUUUGUACAUUGAAUAUGAAUAUAUAUGAUUAUAUAUAUGUAUGAAACAUGAAAACGGCUUGGGGGUUUAUUGUUGCUGUUGCAAUGAUAUGAAUUUUAUUUUGUAGGGGGUGAAUUUACUCAGCUAUGCACUAUGGAGGGAGAGGGGAGCUAGCAAGGCCUGUUUUUUUUUUUUGUUUUUUUUUUUUUCAAAGUCGAGACACUGACACACAAUCAGUUUUCAUCUCCGGAGUGGGGGGAGGUAAAGGAGGGGGGGUCAAAAUGAACUUCAUCCCACCACAGCACGAUACAGAAAACUUUCUCUGGAAGUCUCGCCCCCCCUCCACAGGUCUGUGUCAUCGCUCUCCUCUGCAUAAUGCUUGUCAACUUGGUGAGGACUCCCUCUGCUCCAAGUCAGCAGUACGCACACACACACACACACACACACACAUCAUCAUCUUGUACUCCUACAGCGUCUCUAG
Scomber japonicus (chub mackerel) is the source of this 7254-nucleotide messenger RNA. It is a transcript of the gene spag9b, whose product is annotated as sperm associated antigen 9b. Gene Ontology annotation, molecular function: MAP kinase scaffold activity; signaling receptor complex adaptor activity; kinesin binding. The record is from RefSeq and is a predicted model, not a curated record. Gene Ontology annotation, cellular component: cytoplasm. Bases 224 to 4480 code for a protein of 1418 amino acids. Gene Ontology annotation, biological process: vesicle-mediated transport. The transcript is spliced from 29 exons. NCBI's taxonomy places the organism in Eukaryota, Metazoa, Chordata, Actinopteri, Scombriformes, Scombridae.